Molecule: messenger RNA, 1024 nt
Organism: Girardinichthys multiradiatus
Lineage: Eukaryota; Metazoa; Chordata; Actinopteri; Cyprinodontiformes; Goodeidae
Gene: dtymk
Product: deoxythymidylate kinase (thymidylate kinase)
Exons: 5
Coding region: 163-801 (212 amino acids)
Biological process (GO): dTDP biosynthetic process; dTTP biosynthetic process; dUDP biosynthetic process
Cellular component (GO): nucleus; cytosol; cytoplasm
Molecular function (GO): ATP binding; dTMP kinase activity
Source: RefSeq, a predicted model, not a curated record
GUCAGUUGUACUUCCUGUUGAUGCAAAGCUUCGGUAAAUGGCGGGUAAAUCGUGAAGGAACUUUUGAACCAGUUUUUAUUUUCGCUAGAACGAAACAAAGACUAGCUUGUAGUAGGCUUCCUGUGAACUUCACCAUAUCUCCGACAAACGGCCGACGCAGUAAUGGCGUCUAAAAGAGGCGCUCUAAUUGUACUGGAGGGGGUGGACAGAGCCGGAAAAACGACGCAGUGCAAGAAGCUGGUUCAGGCGCUGCUAGAGAACGGCCGCCCGGCGGAGAUGAUGAGGUUUCCCGACAGGAGCACAACGAUUGGACAGCUGAUCAGCGCCUACCUGGAGAAGAAGAGUGAGCUGGAGGACCACACUGUGCACCUGCUUUUCUCUGCCAACCGCUGGGAGCUGGUGCCUGUAAUGAAGAAGAAGCUGGAGCAGGGCAUCACUCUGGUUGUGGACAGGUACGCCUUCUCCGGAGUUGCUUUUACCAGCGCCAAGCCAGGCUUCUCUCUCGACUGGUGCAUGAAACCCGACGAGGGGCUGCCGAAGCCCGACCUAGUUAUGUUCCUGCAGCUGAACCCUGCCGAGGCCGCUCUUCGAGGCCAGUUUGGCACUGAGCGAUAUGAAACCAGUGCUUUCCAGAAAGCGGUUCACGAGAGGUUUGAGCAGCUCAUGAAGGAUUCAUCAGUAAACUGGAAGGUAAUUGAUGCUUCACAGAAUAUUGAAGGAGUUCACAAUGACAUCAGAACACACAUCCUUAAUAUUUUCAACGAAGCUCAGAACACGCCACUAGGGGAGCUGUGGCGGUGAGUCUGCACAGGUCAGGAAGAAACCAUAGCAACUAAAUGUCUUCUCUGCACAUAACUCUUUGCAUCACUUCGUUCUUGUCAACCUGACAGAUGUAAUGUAAGACCUUUUUUUCAAAACCAGGAAGAGAUAAACAGUUGUGAUUUAUUUUCAGUCCUCUUACAUGUCUGUUGUUCUGUCAUUUGCCUAUAUGUUGCUUUGAUUAAAUAAAUAAUUUUCAAACAAA